Carassius auratus (goldfish) is the source of this 9417-nucleotide messenger RNA. RefSeq names its product protein-methionine sulfoxide oxidase mical3a-like. Lineage: Eukaryota; Metazoa; Chordata; Actinopteri; Cypriniformes; Cyprinidae. The record is from RefSeq and is a predicted model, not a curated record. Gene Ontology annotation, molecular function: protein binding; FAD binding.
AGGCAACUACUGUUCUUUCUUAACCGCCCUGCUCUUACAUUGAAAUGCAGAGGAAUAAAUUCAACAAAAACGGAAAGUUUUACUUUAUUGUCUUGUGGACUAUUCUCAUCUGAUACGUGACUGUUUGCUCGUAAGAGAAAUAUUAACGUUGGAUUUGGUUUAGUCCCCCCUCUGUUGCUCCAUAGUGUGGAAUCCUCCGUCCUUCUCGCAUUAGCGCCUUUCUGCUGCUGCAGUAUGAACGGACUGAUCUAGUACACGCGGAUUUCGGUUAAAAUGUUUUCCGCUGGUUUGGGAUUUUGGGAACGACUUCAAGACGGACACGUGUAAUAAUAAAUAAUGUCAUUGAUUUAAGAUUAGCUCCGGGGAAGUGAACAAGCAAAGCGUGCCCUUCUUUAUUAAUGGACCCAUGAAAUAAGGGUGAAAAUGACAUAUGGCGGAAGUUGAAUCACAAACAGAGAGACUCUGAGUAAGCUGGACAGUGCCUGUCCCAUAAUCCCUGCUAGUCGGGUCAAGGGACCAUGGGAGAUGGAGUCGGCAAUGCGGUGGGAGAAGGGAUGAAUCAGUCUCACGUGCUCUUUGACCGCUUUGUCCAGGCCACCACCUGCAAAGGCACUCUCAAGGCUUUUCAAGAGCUUUGUGACUUCCUGGAACUCAAGCCCAAUGAAUACCGUGUGUUCUACCACAAACUCAAGUCCAAGCUCAACUACUGGAAAGCCAAAGCUCUCUGGGCCAAGUUAGACAAGCGUGCCAGCCACAAAGAAUACAAAAAAGGAAGGGCCUGUGCCAACACCAAGUGUCUGAUCAUUGGCGCUGGACCAUGUGGUUUACGAACAGCCAUAGAGCUGGGCUUCCUUGGAGCCAAGGUGAUUUUGCUGGAGAAAAGGGAUGCAUUCUCCCGAAACAAUGUGCUCCAUCUUUGGCCUUUCACCAUUCACGAUCUGAGGGGUCUUGGAGCCAAGAAGUUCUAUGGCAAGUUUUGUGCUGGAGCCAUCGACCAUAUCAGUAUUCGCCAGUUGCAGCUGAUGCUUUUGAAGGUAGCUCUUCUCCUUGGCAUUGAGAUUCACGUCAACGUGGAGUUCAGAGGCCUCAUUGAGCCACCAGAAGACCAAGAGAAUGAGAGAAUUGGGUGGAGAGCUGAGGUCCACCCCAGAACACAUCCAGUCAAUGAGCUAGAGUUUGAUGUCAUAAUUGGGGCAGAUGGGAGGAGAAAUACACUGUCAGGUUUUAAGAGGAAGGAGUUCAGGGGCAAACUGGCUAUUGCUAUCACAGCUAACUUCAUUAACCGCAACACGACUGCAGAAGCGAAGGUAGAGGAGAUCAGUGGAGUAGCCUUCAUCUUCAACCAGAAGUUUUUCCAGGACCUUAGAGAAGCCACAGGAAUUGACCUGGAAAACAUUGUCUACUAUAAGGAUGACACGCACUACUUUGUAAUGACUGCCAAAAAGCAGAGCCUGCUGGAGAAGGGCGUCAUUCUACAUGACUAUGCUGACACAGAAAUGCUGCUGUCCAGGGCCAAUGUUGACCAGAAGGCUCUGCUGUCCUAUGCCAGAGAAGCAGCAGAUUUUUCUACCAAUCAUCAGCUUCCAAAGCUGGACUUUGCCAUCAACCAUUACGGCCAACCUGAUGUGGCCAUGUUUGACUUCACCUGUAUGUACGCCUCAGAGAACGCAGCACUCGUCCGCCAGCGCAACGCCCAUAAGCUGCUAGUAGCCCUGGUGGGGGACAGUCUUCUAGAGCCGUUCUGGCCGAUGGGCACUGGAAUAGCAAGAGGUUUCUUGGCAGGCAUGGAUGCAGCAUGGAUGGUGCGGAGUUGGGCUCAAGGAAGCUCUCCUUUGGAGGUGCUGGCUGAACGGGAAAGCAUCUAUCGACUGCUGCCUCAGACGACACCAGAGAAUGUGAGCAAGAACUUUAGUCAGUACAGCGUGGACCCGACUACACGGUACCCCAACAUCAGCCUUCACCAAGUCAGACCCAACCAGGUACGGCAUCUGUUAGACUCCGGAGAAAUCAGGGAUUUGCGUGUCGACAUGGAGAAUGUGGUCAACUCUUCAACUCCUAAACUCACAAGAAAUGAAAUUCUGCUUGAGAAGCAAUUGCAAGAAUCCAUCGUGCGCUCCAGUAAGCUGCUGAACUGGUGUCAAAGGCAGACGGAGGGAUACAGAGGUGUCAGCGUGUCUGAUCUCACCACGUGCUGGAAGAGCGGCCUGGCUCUGUGCGCGCUCAUCCACUGUUACAGACCAGACCUCAUUGACUUUGACUCGCUGGAUGAGAAAGAUGUGGAGAAGAACAACCAGUUGGGUUUUGACGUGGCCGAAAAAGAGUUUGGGAUUUCUCCCAUCAUGACUGGGAAGGAGAUGUCUGUUGUGGUGGAGCCUGACAAGCUCUCCAUGGUGAUGUACCUCAGCCAGUUCUACGAGAUGUUCAAGGACACCGUGCCACCUGGUGAAAACCACAAUAUGAGCCCUGAGGAGAAGGCUGCGUUGAUUGCCAGCACUAAAUCACCCAUCUCGUUCUUCAGUAAACUGGGUCAAAGCAUCGCCAUCUCCCGCAAACGAAACCCCAAGGAUAAAAAAGAAAAGGAGCUGGAUGGACUGGGGAAAAGACGAAAGACCAGCCAGGCUGGACAAUCAGAGGAUGAAGAGCUGCAGAGUAAUCGAGACGACAGGCCCUCUAUAGCUGCAGCUCUGGCAGAGCGUAAAAUUGACUCUGCUGCAGCAGUGAACAACAACAAUAAAGUGAAGGUGAUGGCCACACAGCUGCUAGCGAAGUUUGAGGAGAACGCCCCCACGCAGUCCACCGGACUCAAGCGACAGGGGAACUCCAUGCCCGAUCUGGGGCUCAUACUGACCCCCUCUCUGAAAGAGUCAGUGCGGCUGGCUCCAGUCCCUGCAUGGAGGAAGAGACGCACACCAUUACAGGAGCAGAUGAGUUUCCGCUAUAAGGAAAGACUGAAGUGUCAAACUCUCCCAAUCAAACAGGAGCAGGCCAGCAGCGGGACUGAGGUCUUGAGGUGCUGCCCUAAGAAAACCAUUCUCCUUUCUUCUUCCUCACCCUCAUCUUCCUCAUUCUCUUCAUCGUUUCCUCCACAUGCACAGCAUUAUGUUAACCAGUCAGAGAUAAACACGUGUAAUGGUGGUGGUGAUGAAGAGAAUGAGAUCCAGGACCCUUCAAUCUAUUACAGGGAAGAUAACCUGCCUAAUGAGGACAAGCCAGAGCCCAUACAUAUCCCUAGCAUUCAAGAGCGAGUGGACACUCUAGUGUCUAGGUUUAAAGGCAAGCCUGACAGAAAGGACAAGCCACAGGUUCUGAAAAAGCCAUCACGAUUCUUUGAGCAGUGGCUUUUGACCCACCGCCUCAGUCCUGAGCAACCCUUUUACCCUUCUGACCCCCAGCAUCAGCGGAGGGAGGUUUUGUGUUCUGAUGAUCACCUGCCUUUACACAUCCCCAGCAUUCAGGAGAGAGCCGAGAGGUUAGCCUCUCAGUUUAAAGACAAACCAGCAAAGCCAAAGUCUAAGAAAAAGGCCCCAGACUUCUUCACAGAGCAUUGGUACAGACCACGUGAUGCCAGCUCUGUUAGCCCUCUGCACUCUCCCAGCUCUUUCCGGCAGGGUUCCUUGCGGAAGGAGUUCCCUCAGAACAUUGGAGGCAGUGAUGUGUGUUUUUUCUGUCGGAAGCGUGUGUACGUGAUGGAGCGUCUCAGCGCAGAGGGAAAGUUUUUCCAUCGCAGCUGCUUCAAGUGCGACUACUGCGGCACCACCCUCCGCCUGUCCUCCUACGCCUUCGAUGUUGAGGACGGGAAGUUUUACUGUAAACCACACUACUGCUACCGACUUUCUGGUCUGGCACAAAGAAAGCGGCCUGCUGCUCCUGCUCCCGUAAAUGCCAAGGAGCCCCAGGUGUUGGCGGUAACCCCCAACACAGUGGACGCCCCAGGCCAAGCCAUAACUUCUCAGGACCCUGUGGAACGCCGGCCCUCAGUCACAGAGGUGAACGGGGUGACAGAGCCCAGCGUGGCCAAACGUCUUAAAGGGACUCCUGAGAGGAUCGAGCUGGAGAACUACCGUCUCUCUAUGAUGAGAGAAGAGGAGCUGCAGGAGGUGCCUGAGGAGACGCUGGCCGAGCACAACCUCAGCAGUGUGCUGGACAAAGCCACCGACGUCGAGGAGGGAUCCAGCAGCUCAGAGUCUGAUAUGGAGGAAGAGGAUGAAGAACCGGAAGCGGCCGGCCCGUCCGAUCUGGGUGGGGUUCCCUGGAAAGAGGCGGUGGAGCUCCACGCUAAACUAAAAGGAGAAAGCGACCCCGGUGCAGCUGAUUACGACAAUGGUCUUCAUGAUGGAGAGAUGGACGAGGAUGAAGAGGAGGAGGAAGAUGAAGACGAGGAGGAGGAAGAAGAGGAGUCGAGUGAUGCGGGAGAGUAUUUCCCCUGGGACAGGGAGCUUCAGUCAGGUCUUUGGUUGGAAAAUCUCACAAAUGAAGAGGAUACGGGUGUAUUUAAAGCUAGGAACCUGCACAUCCAGCAAGCCAUACAUCCAGUAGACCCUCUGGAUAUCCAGAUGGACAACCACUGGACAUCCAAACAUGUUGAAGGACUGGUUGGGGUCCCCUUGCUGUCACCUUUAGGCUCUCAGCCCUCGCUGAACAACACCCAGCUCACACAGCCCACCUCCUCCACAGCCCCCUCCCACAAAUCCAUGUGUCAUGAGUCUGUCAGAGCCUGGUUGGACUCGAUGUCUGGAGAGCCCUGUGAAGAGGAUGAUGACCCAGAAGCAGAAGCCGGCAGUCCUGACUUUGAGCCAGGCACUGAAAUAGAUCAAGAGGACAUUCCCUCAGAUGCAGAGGCUGAAGCUCGCUCACAUUGCAUUGAUGAAGUGGUGAUGCUUCCAGUGGAUAAUGGCAAAGCAGAGAUCCAGGGACACGUUUCCAACACUGAGAAAACGUCUGCAAAUCCAAUGGAAUUGAUUGUGGAUGUUGUGCUGUCUCCAAUCCAAAAACCUGCAUUACCCAUUGAAGAGGUAAAAGAAGUUUCUCCUGUAAUACUAGUUAAAUCUCCUGGUGCACGUUUUUUUCCUGAGCCCUAUCUACUUGAUGAUGUCAAACCAAACAUUCCCUUGCCUCUUAGUCCUGAUGCUAAAAGUCCCUAUUCACCUGCUGCUCAAAUUAUUGCGCUGUCACCCAUCUGCUCCCAACCUGUUCCACAACCAGAAACAACGUCUCUUAAAUCUCCUGUACAGCAUGAGCCUUGUGCCUGCUCUCCAACAGGUAAUCCUUUGUCUCCGAUAUGUACUCAGUCACAACCCUGCAACGAGCCACCCUCACCCCUCUCCACAAGCUCGCCUGUCAGGACUCAGCCAGUCCCAGCUAUCACUUCCACUCCUUUGGCUAAACCUGCUUCUGAGAAGAGAACCAAUGAACCCUUGAAAGAUUCAGUGCCUGAGGAAACCCCCGUCAAGAAAACGGACCUCAUUGAGGAGUUCUGGUUGAAGAGUGCAGAGAUCAGAAAGAGUUUAGGACUCUCUCCUCUGGAGCGAAGCAAACCAUCAGUGGAGAAGAGCAUUGUGAAAACUCCAACGCCUGGAUCACCAUCUCCAAAGUCUUUCACCCCAGAGGACUUGUCUGAAGAGCAUAAGCCUUCUUUCACAGGCCGUUCUGUCAUACGCAGGAUCAACAUUACUUUGGAGGGUCAGGUUAUAUCUCCGGUGGAACCUAAGAGUAGUGGUUCUGAAAAGAAGGACUUGAGCAGCAGUUCAGGGUUGGGUCUUAAUGGAAGCGUGACUACAAGUCAGACAGUAGCUAGUGACAGCUACAACAACUCUGAUUCUACCAUGCUUACCCCUCCUUCCAGUCCCCCACCACCUCCACCUAAUGAGGAACCAGCUUCUCUCCAAAACAAAAGGUCCCAGAUGUCCUGGGACAACCUUCUUGAAGCCACAGAGGAACCUAAACCUGAGACUGCACCCCCUAAACCUAAGACUCCAGUUAGCCCUCCUCAACCAAAACCACUUGUGGCUCCAGUUCCAGACCCUGGAACUAACCCACCUGUUGUUAUGAGAGUUAAGGAACCGAAUAAACCACGACGUGAAGAAGUGAGAAAGUCUUUUGUGGAGUGUGUAGAAGAGAUACCAUUUGCUGACGACGUUGAAGAAACAUAUGAUGACCGCACUCCGGACACAAGUGUUCUGGAAAGAUUUUACACCCCGCCAACCAGCAAGGUCAACCGUGAGAAGCCGCCUUUGCACCUGGCACUGGCAAUGGAAAAUGGCAAGCCCAACAUACCUGGUGGAGUUUCCCAGACAGCAAAGGGUCCCCAACGUUUUUCUCCUGAAGCCAAGGAGAUUGCAGAAGAGCGAAUGCGGGCACGGGAAAAGUCUGUGAAGAGCCAAGCUCUGAAGGACGCCAUGUCCAAGCAGCUUACGAAGAUGAAAGAAUCAGAUGCUGCCAAGGGUGCUGUGGCAAAAGUAGCCUGGAAUGUUCCUGAGACAACAGGGAAAAGCAAAAAGCAAUCAAACACACUCAAGGACUCUGCAGUGAAGGCUUUGGAGUCCAAAAAGCAGACAGACACACCACCUGACCGUUUCUUCACCACACCAACCAGUAAGACCUUGGACAGUUCUGUCACAUCUUCAGAAAGCUCAACAGGGGGCAAAAGCAAGAAGCGCAGUUCACUGUUUUCUCCGCGCAAGAACAAAAAAGAAAAGAAAGCCAAAAAUGAAAGGCUCUCUGGCACAGAAGAGACUCCACCCAAACACAAGUCCCUGUGGAAGGCAGUGUUCUCUGGCUACAAGAAGGACAAAAAGAAAAAAAGACGACAAGUCAUGCCCAAGCACAUCUCCAGCUCUACAACUGAAGACUCUGGGAAGAAGAAAGAAUCACCAUUGGACAGGUCCUCAGAUUUACGUCUGAGGAGAAAUCUGAGCUUUUCUGAGGACUCUGAUCUCUCCUGUGAUGAUGUACUGGAAAGAUCCUCUCAGAAGUCCAAGGGUGAUCGUCAUAUGGACCUGUUUGACUUGGUAUCAGAUUUGAAAAAAGAUGAGAAAUCCAAAGAGAAGGAUAAGGACAGGGCAAAGGAAAAAGGAAAAAGAGUAACAAAGAAGGGCAAGGAAAGGUCAAAAGAGAGGGAGAACGAAAGAAGAGUCAAAGAAAAGAUUGUGAAAAUGAAGGAUGUGGAGAAAGAGAAAGGAAAAGAGGAGGAGUCUGUUUAUGUACCUCAUGCACUGGCGUUCAAGAGAUCGUAUGCCACAAAGAAAACGUACACGGAGGAGGAACUCAAUGCCAAGUUAACAAGAAGAGUACAGAAAGCUGCACGGAGGCAGGCCAAGCAAGAGGAGCUCAAGAGACUCCACAGAGCCCAGAUCAUUCAGAGGCAGCUGGAGCAGGUGGAAGAGAAACAGCGGCAGUUAGAGGAGAGAGGUGUGGCUGUGGAAAAGGCGUUGCGAGGGGAAGCAGGGUUGUAUAAAGGUACUAGUGUUAGUCCAAAACAGCGUAAGAGGCGCUCAGACUAUUGGGGAGAGUCUAAUUACAGUGAGAUCCUGGAUUUGCAUCUGGGCGGAAUGGGUAAAAAGGACGAUCCAAAGCUGAUGCAGGAAUGGUUUAAACUGGUCCAGGAGAAGAAUGCCUUGGUGCGCUAUGAAUCGGAGCUGAUGAUAUUUGCUCGUGAGCUGGAGUUGGAGGACAGACAGAGUCGACUGCAGCAGGAGCUCCGAGAACGCAUGGCAGUAGAUGACCAUCUGAAGACCGAGAAGGAACUUGCAGAGGAGAAACGGAUUCUUAAUGAAAUGUUGGAGGUAGUCGAGCAAAGGGAUUCUCUGGUGGCCCUGUUGGAGGAGCAGAGACUCCAGGAGAAAGAAGAGGAUAAGGACCUGGAGGCGGUGAUGCUCUCUAAGGGAUUCAGCCUCAACUGGGCUUAGCAUAACAAACGCUUCUGACUGCCAGACGUUCCCAGUUUCACUGCAGGGAGUGUAAAAAAAUGCAGAAAGAACCAGUCCAUCUUCCCCCUUGUUUAAUUGGGCAUCAAGAACGUUUACAAAUCCACUCAUGAGCACGAUGAUGAUGUUUACGAGUUCUUCUGGCACGACUCAGGGCGUUUCUCUCGCCAGCCAAGGCAUUGGUUUUGUGCAAGACGCUCUCAUUCAGAAUGAGUUUUUUUUUUUUUUUUUGGUUUUGAAAAGGGACAUAUCAAUCCUGCUGAUGUUGAGGAAGUCUGAGACUAAUGAUCUUACAAAAAGCCAGUCUUGUUUUUCAGACGACGUCUGGUUUAAUCACCGGUUACGUUUUCAUGGACUAAAGGUUUUUGGAUAAACGUAUAAGCAACAGACCUCCAUGAAACAGAUGAAUGAAGUCUUUAGGUGUGGUUCACAGAUAAGCAUGUGGUAGACUUCUGUAAUUGUCACAGACAUCCUCAGCGACCGACACGUUGUGUUUGUAGCAUCAACAAUUGCACAAUUUUCAAAUCUGUCAGUAGCCACCUGAUAUUAGAGAUACUGGUGUUUGCAGGGAACGCAACGAUCUCAAUAUUACGCACUUCACUGAUGUUGGUUUCCAUUUGUCUCGAGCGGCAUUGCCACACAUAUAUCCUAAAAUCAGUUUACAAUCAUUUAUAAUCCAUGAAUAUCUGAUACUUGUAUUAUAGUUUACAUAAAGCAGUGGAGUAUAUAUUAGUAUGUAAACUUCCUCAAUGCAGAUAAUUCAUAAGAAUAUCUAUCUACACACAAUAUGCAUUGAUGUACAAUCAAGUGCGUUGUGCAUUUAUUGGUUGGUAAUUGGAUUUAUGAACAGUUAAGGCACCCACUGCUUUUCUGACUUUAUUUGGUAUCAGAGCAGAUGAAGAAUUGGUGCCCAUUUUCACAUUUAAUUAUCUUCCACCAAGGUUUGGUGUCGUAUUCCACUUUCUCCAGGCUUGGAGCAACAUGCCUUUUUUUUAACUUCUCAUGCAACAGCUUUACACAUCCACAGAGUUUUCUUAUGUUUGCAGAGUGUGUUAUUUAUAAUUGUCUUUAUAAAGUUUUAUACCACGAGAAAUCGUUCCAGCACUGUCGACAGACACCGGUGCUGAUUAACAGCGGGAGCACGUUGUCAUGCUCGUAACAUCAAUAUUGCAAAUGAACAUGCCUUUUUCCUAAGUGUACAUUUCAUUUUAGUCACCGUUAUGCUGUAUAGAUGGACACAGAUUUUUUUGUUGUUGUUUUUAAGUACAGAUAACUGUGAAUGAAAACAUACACAUGGUCAAAGAGUUAUUUAGACUAAAAUGUUUGACAGAUUUUAUGGUAUUUAUUAACAUGUGAAAAAAAUGUAUUAUAUGUAAAGUAAAUUAAUCCUAAUUUUUAAAAAUGUUGUUGGCUCUUGAAAAAGCUUCAUGUUGCUAAUUUGCAUAUUGGGUAUUGGAUGUAUGCAGAGGCAAUAAAACAAUGCAGUUACAAAUGA